AUGGCCUUCUCCAGGGCUCCGCUCCGGCGCUUCAACGAGAGCUCCGUAUGUACCCCUCUGCGAGGAUCCUAUGAUGUUAAAUCUUCAGAUGCACUGAAAAGUUCUCUGCCCUCUGAAACAUGUCAACGGGUUAGAAAACAGAAGAGUGAGACAAAUCUGAACAGUGAGAUGAGUGCACCUACCCCUGUAACUGGAAGGAGACUUGCAUCUCUUGGAUCAACACCAGCUAAUAGAUCUCUGAAGCCUAAAAAAGAUCUUAUCCUUAUGAAAGAGAAAAAGAAACAGAAGAUACUGGAGAAGGAGAUUCGUGCAUUAGUGAGAGAGCGUGGAGAGCAGGACAAAAAACUUCAGGCUCUGGAUGAGGAUUUUGUUAAAAUUGAAGCAAAGCUGAGUGCUGCAGUUCAGGAGAAAACAUCUCUUUUGGCAAAUGUUGCAUGCCUAAAAAAACAGCUUCUGGACCUAACAAGAACCAAUGAACUACUGAAGUCAAAGCUGUCUGAAGAUGGUAUGCAGAAGAAAAUGAGCAGCCUAUGCGUGGAGUUAAUGAAGCUCAGAAACAAGAGAGAUGCUAAGGAAAAGACUGCACUUGCAAAGCAGGAAAACAUGGAAAUGAAGCUGCAGGAAGUGCAAAGGAAUCUUGAGCAUUCAGAAGGAAAAGUAGCGCAGUUAGAAGAAAAACUGUCUGCUACUGAGAGAGAGAAAGUUGAAGAAAAGUCUGACACUGAAAAACUCCUGGAAUAUAUUACAGAGCUCAGCACUGUUGCAGAAACAGUUGAGAAAUACAAACUAGAUGUUGCCCAGAUGGAGAAGACACUGAUAAAGAAAGACCAAGAUAUCAGGAUCCUGAGGGAUACCCUCAAAAUAAAAGAGGAAGAAUCAUUUAAACUGAUAGAAGAACUUAAUGAAAGGUGUCAAAUGCUUGAACAAGAAAAAGAGAAAGAGUUGUCUGAGAGCAGCGGAAAAUUCAUAAGUAUGAAUGCUGAAAUAGAAGACCUGAAAAAAAAAAUUAGCUUAAAAGAACAAGAACACCAAAAACUGCUUCAGAAACAUGAGGAGAUGGUGUCUCAGCUGCAGCAAGAGAAGGAGUCAUCUGCAUCAAUGCACCAGAAGUUACUAGAGUUUCAAGAUGAGAUAACAAGUGAGAGACGUCUUCUUGAAGAAGAACUGAGUGACACAAUGAAUGAGCUGAAUAAAUUACAUGCUAAGGAGAAGAAAGCUGAAAAGUUGGUGAAGCGGUUGGAACAAGAAAUCAAAUCUCAAGCUCUUGAACUUGCACAGAUGGAAGUAAAGUUGAAAGGGAAGAAUGCUGAGUUGGAGCAAAUCAAUGAAGUGCAUAGCAAUGCUGUUUUGCAAAUCCAAGAAGAGCAUACCAAUACAUUGCGUAAACUCGGGCAGACUGUUGCUGAGUUUGAAAGCUACAAGAAGACAAUAACUGAAGAAAUGUGCAGUCUUAAACUGGAGAACACCUCUCUGCAAGAAGAAGUUGCCAACCUAAAAAAAAUAGGUCAAGAUAAUCUACAGCUGCUUCAGGAAGCAGAAUACACUAAAAAUAAAGCAAAAGAAGAAUGUGCAAGGAUGCUUUUAGAAGUCCAGACAAAGCUUGCACUAAAAGAAGCAGAAACAGAGAGAACAAAAGAGUCUUGCCUUGCACAGAUGACUAAACUUCAGGAAAAACUGGAAGAGGAAACUGAAGAUCUGAAAAGAAAACUUGAAGUGGAAAGAUCAAGGAAAACCAUAAAUGAAGAUGUGACCUCUAGCUUAAAAGAAGAGAUAAAGACUUGGCGUAAUCUAUAUGAAGAUUUACAUAACAAAACUAAGCCUUUUCAGCAACAACUAGAUGCAUUUGAAGCAGAGAAGAGCGCUCUCUUAAAUGAGCAUGGUGCAGCCCAAGAAGAGCUGACUAAACUAAGCGAUGCAUAUGCUAAACUACUUGGCCACCAGAACCAGAAGCAAAAAAUCAAGCAUGUUAUGAAGUUGAAGGAAGAGAAUACCCACCUGAAGCAGGAUCUCUCAAAACUACGUGCGUUGCUAGCAAAAGAAAAGCAAACCAACAGAGAUCUUCAGGAGCAACUAUGUCUAAUUCAGGGCAUUCGGCGUUUUGAUCCUUCCAAAGCUUUCCAGCAUGAUAGCAAGGAAAAUAUUCCUCCAAAAACUCCUUUAAAAGAAGGUAAUAAAAACAAAAUUUAA
Molecule: messenger RNA, 2187 nt
Organism: Balearica regulorum gibbericeps (East African grey crowned-crane)
Lineage: Eukaryota; Metazoa; Chordata; Aves; Gruiformes; Gruidae
Gene: HMMR
Product: hyaluronan mediated motility receptor
Cellular component (GO): membrane
Molecular function (GO): hyaluronic acid binding
Source: RefSeq, a predicted model, not a curated record